Centruroides sculpturatus (bark scorpion) is the source of this 476-nucleotide messenger RNA. Its product is annotated as small integral membrane protein 7-A-like. The record is from RefSeq and is a predicted model, not a curated record. The transcript is spliced from 6 exons. Lineage: Eukaryota; Metazoa; Arthropoda; Arachnida; Scorpiones; Buthidae. The coding region runs from base 98 to 355 and encodes 85 amino acids.
AAAAAAAAAUAAAAAUCAAAGAUAUUUAUUUUUUGCCAGAAGGGGGCGUACUGAUUACAACAAGUUGACGAAUGUCACGUUGAACGUCAGUAGGGAAAUGUUUUCUAUUUCCGAUCUUAUUUUGAGUGGAACAUUGCUCUUGAAUGCUGCUGCUGUACUGAAUUUUAAAUUAAAGAAAAAACGAGAUGUCGUGGAUUUUAGUGAUCAGCUGACAGAACCCGAAAUUGCUGCUCAUUCUGAGACUACAGGUGAUAAAGUUCGAGAAUUUCUUCAGUCUUUGCAAUAUUUUAGAGUAUUUAUUGCUAUGUGGAAUAUAUUUGUUAUGUUUUUAAUGAUUGUGUUUUUUGGUUCAUAAUAUUUUAAGAAACUAUGCUUAAAGAACAAAGAGUAAUGUAUAUUUUGGCAUUAUUAAUUGAAUCUUCUUCAUUUUUUUGUGAAUAACUUUUAUACUUUAUGUAAUUUAAAUUUUGUUGUUG